UAUUCUGAAAAUGGACAUGAUACUUAAAUUUUCAAUUUCAUUUACUUAUCCAUUAUUCACAAUCAGUUUUACUGUGUGAUGGAAAGCUCAAAGUAACUGAAACCGUUAAUGUCUGCAUUACAUUUGUUUAUUUGUAUUUUGUGGGUAUUGUUGUUGAAUUUUAAAAUGUAGUUAUACAUUUAAUGAAAAUUUUAAAAUUUUGAGAUUGCUUUACUGCUAGUAGUUUUACUUUUUUUUUUGUUCUGAAUGAACUUUAUUCUAGUUAUUUUGACAUUAUUUAAUGGUAUUAUUUUUGCUUGUAUUAAUUGCUGUUAAAAGUCUGCGAUUGUUAUUAGGAAGCAGAGAUCUACUAAUCUAACUUCAGAAAUCUAAGAUGGACCGUGAAAAGAAACAACUUAAAAGAUCGGCCAACAAAGUCAAGCCGCUCCAUGUAUCUGAUUUCAUUGCAUUGGGAUCCAAGACUACCACAAAUAGACAAAGUGAAUUGAGUGAGCAAAAAAUAAAAACCAAGUCUUCAUUAAUAUCCUCAUCAACAUCUGAAAGGAAGGGAGAAUCAUCUGGUGCUAGCUCAUCUGCUGUUCCAGCUAAGAAAACAAAAAUUUCAUCUUCUGGAUCCCACAUUAAACGUAUUGGAUCAAUUGGCAGAAAAGAAGCUGUCAAAAGUGAUGAAUGGGACACAGUGGCGAUUGAAGUGGACUCAAAUGAUUUGGUUAAUAAAGUUCUUGAAGCUGAGGAUUGUAGUGAUGAUGAAAAAGUUGAAGCUUUGAUAUGUGGUGCAGUAAAAAAGUUAAAAGCAAGUCGUUCAAAAUUUGAUGCCCCACUGUAUUUGGGUCUACAAUAUUUAGUAAAAUCUAGACCGUUUCUGUUUUGUUCAGAACUUACAAUUGAAGCAUUUUGUAGUUUACUAAAGCGAGAUACAAGUGUGAACUUUAAAUCAAAAGGAAGUAAUUUGGUUUCUAUUUUAGCAGCUAACAUUUUGAUGGCUGCAUAUAAAGAUGAAAGUAGUUGGCCAGAACUUUUUGUGAAAGCGUAUAUUGAAGAUUCUUUGGGAGAAAGGACUUGGGUUGAUCAUGACUACUGUAAAGGAUUUGUCGAUAACAUAUUAACAGCUUUUAAUACCAAAGCUAUUCCUAGAAGUAUGAUGAUUCCAGAUCGGCUUUUCAAACCAGAAGCAUGUCCGAGUCCACCUACUUUAUUGGGAACAGAUGAUGAUGAAUCUUGUUCAAGUUUAUCCAUGGAAAUUCAAGAAAAUUUAGAUUCAGUUGCUGUGUUUCCAAGAUAUGUUUAUAGUGCUGAAGAACUUUCAUCACAUGUUGUAGAAGUCUUCAAAGAACAAAUGACUCGUCGGCAACCUUCUGAAGUACCAAGGAAUACUUUACGGUUUCUUGUGUCUACUUGUGGUAUCAGUGAAGUUAGAUUGCACGUUUCUCAAAAACUAGAAUUGUGGCUUCAGAACCCUAAGCUAACAAAACCUGCUCAAGAAUUGUUGUUGGCAGUGUGUCUAAAUUGCAAUCAGCAUAAUCAGCAUGAUGUAGAAGUAAUUAGCCAGUUAGUAAAGAUUCGAAUCAAGGCAAAACCAAUUAUAAAUCACUAUCUUCAAUGCAUGAAAGAAUUGAUUGGGCAACAUCCAGAAAAUUUGAGCUCAUUACUUAAACAUGCCAUCUAUAAUGAACUUUCUAAUUCAAGAAAUCCCAACAAUAUGCAGCUGUUAGCUAUCAUUUUUCAACAUUCUCCCGAUCGAGCUGCUACAGUUCUGGCUGAAGUUUUUCUAGAUCUGUUGUGUAAUAAGGAUGAUUACUUGAGAGCUUUAAGGGUGCUUUUAAGAGAAAUUGUACGCACUGUGAGGCAUGAUUUGAAUUUUUCGUUAUUUUGUAUGGGUCUGAUUCAAGAAAAGAGGGAUCCUGCAUUUCAUGAAUUAGAAUUACCUCUAAAGGAAAGGGUUUUUCUGUCCAUAACAGAUUUAAUUGUAUUAGCUAUCUUCUUAGGUAUUAGCCCUGCUGUAAAAGAGCAGUAUUCUAUGAGCCAGAGAGGUGAGAAAAAGGACUUAACAGCUCUUAGAAACUAUCAGAUGCAAGUCUCUAAUAUACAAAAAGAUGCUGUUGGGUGGAUGCAUUCAACUGUUCCCAAAGUAUACAAGCCUGGUCGAAAUGAAUUUAUCCAUUGUAUUCAUAAAGUUCUUUUUAUGGAGCAAAUUGAGCAUUAUUAUAAUAAAGAUAACUGGCCUACAGAAAAUGAAAGAAUGCUUCUGCUUCGUAUAGCUUCAGAAGUGCCACUUCUUGAAGAGACCUUAAUGAGAAUACUUAUUACAGGUCUUUCAAGAGAUCAUUUAGUAACAGCACAUGAUGCUUUAGAACUUGCUGAUCAACUUGUCAAAAGAGCUGCGAUGACGUAUUUUGAUAAUUUUCCUGUUUUAGAUUUUGAGAACACAGAAUUGUGUGAUGUUAUUUUCAACUUAUGUGCAUAUCAUCAUCCUGAAAACAUUUCUUUACCACAAGGUUAUCAUCCCCCUAAUUUGGCAAUAUCCGAAUUGUAUUGGAAAGCAUGGUCUAUGCUUUUAAUCAUCAUUUGUCAUAAUCCAACAACGUUUGGCGACAUGGCUUGGAAAACAUGCCCUAUGCUUAGAAAUUUAAUGGAAAUGUGCAUUACAAAUCAAUUUGUUUUUCCACCACCUACAAUGGCACUUGGAGAAAAAGCUGAAGAGAUACGAAAUCGAGAACUUCAGAUGAGUCAAAUAGAGAAAGAGGAGAUCCUUCUGUUUGAAAGUCAUUUGGCUGCUGCAUCAACUAAAGUAACCAUAACAGAAUCUAACAGCCUUUUAAUAUCAAAACUUAUUUCUAUGGACCCUCAUGGUCCAGCAAGAAAACCACCUGCUGUAGUUCUAGAACAACUCAAGACCAUGAAUGCCAAAUUGAAGCUUGGUGAUUUACUUUGCCAUAGUCGUAAUCCAGAUUUCUUAUUAGAUGUGAUUCAAAGACAAGGGACCACUCAGUCAAUGUCCUGGCUAAGUGAGUUAGUAGAAUCAAGUGCUAGUUCUUUCAACAUGCUACCAGUUCAAUGUCUGUGUGAGUUUUUAAUUAGCGAUGGUGGAGCUGCCAAUGAAUCAGGCGAUGAUGCUGAAAAGAAUCAAGCUAAAAAGAAAAAAAAGCAGGAGCAACUUCUGUUUCAUUUGCAGAAACUCUUACAUGAACCUGAAAGUGAACCACAUGAUACAGUGGAAGUAAUCAGCUAUUUUAUGAAGCGGUUAAGUUCGCAGCAAACUAGUGCCCGAACAUUAGCUCUGAAAGGCUUAGAUAUGCUUUUAACCCAGCCUAAUAAAUCACCUGCUUCAGAAGAUGAUGAUAUAAUCCAGAAAAGGGAGGAUGGCGAACAUCAAUGGCUGUUAAAGAGUAUUCCAAAUCUUAUACACUUUGAUGUAAUUAGAUCACAAAUAAGUAUAUUUUUACGUCAGGCUUGUCAGAUUGAGAAUGAUCCACAGAUUAUUGCAGCCUACGUAACCUUUUUAGCAACUCAUACACCAGAUCAUAAUCUUCAAGAGUUUGCUGACUUAGCUCUUGAUAUGGCACAGAUGAUUGUUGAGAGACCAACAAUUGUUAAUACUAUCCUACCAGUAGAAGGCACAGGUUGUGAACAAAAUGAUUUUUUGUCUUCUGUCUCUGAAAUAUUUUUUAAGUAUUUAAGUGCUGCAAAAAUUCCCUCAAAAGAAGUAUAUUCUUGGUCAGAAUCUCAAGAUCAAAUAUUAAUUCAGUGGCCUUCAGGUGAAUCAGCAACUAUGCAUAUAUUAGUAGUCCAUGCAAUGAUAAUUGUCUUAACUUAUGGUCCUCCACUCUAUGGAAAUCGAACUUAUUUUGAUGCUUUGUUAGAUAUUUGGUUUCCAAUAAAUGCUGAGCAACCUAAAGCUUUUCUUGUAGACACAUCUGAAGAAGCUCUGCUAUUACCUGAUUGGCUGAAAUUGCGAAUGAUACGAUCAUCGGUAGGAGUCUUGGUGGAUGCAGCAUUGAAGGAUUUAGAUCCAUCUCAAUUAGUACUUUUUAUUCAAUCGUUUGGUAUCCCAGUAGCUAGUAUGAGCAAACUUUUAAGAACUUUAGAUUUAGCAGUAGAAAUGGAUAGUUUCUCAGUUGAGCAAGCUGUUUUAGAUAAAUGUUACAUGUCACAGCUUGUUGAAGUACAGCAUAGAAGAGGAGCAUCUGGUGGCGAGAAGUUUGCUAAGUUAUUAUUGGAUAAUGAUGCAGCUGAAAUAUCAAUGGAUUCAGAAGCUGUACAGAAUCAAACUCCUGUUAUCCAAAGGGCUCCUCCUAAACUUCCAACUGCAAUUGGUGUUGAAUCUGUCUCUAUUUCAUUAGUAAAAUUGCUUGGAUUAAAUACUUCGUAUGGGAUUCUGAGUGCAAAACAAGAACAAGAAAUUUUUAAAGGUUUACAGAAAGCAUUGUCAAAAGAUAUUUUAGAUAACACUUCUGAAAGUGGUGCUAUUAGCGUCUUUAUCCUAACAUGUGAACAAAUCCUACGUAGUGAUUCAAAAAUGGCAUUUUUGCAAGCGUUGCACAAAAAAUCUUAUUAUUCUUCAGUUUUAUUUCGCCUUGCCACAGCCUCUCAAUCAAAAGCUGAUAUUACAAAAAGCCAGUUGGCUCAAAAGUUAAAAUGGAUUUGCCAACAAAUUAUUUAUGUUUUAUCUUCAACAAGUUCCUCUCUGCUCACUGUUGCUUCUCAGUUUUACAAUAAGCACAAGCCUCCAGAGACUAAAAAACCUGUUCCAUGGAAAACAUUUGUCCAACAAUAUACUGUAUACAACAGUGAAAAUAUAAAGAAAAUUGUCCAAUUAGCAGAAACUGAAGAUUCAUUGCGGCUAGAAGAAGUGAUGCAAUACCUAGUAAAGAAAGCUAUUUCUCAUGGAGAUACAAAUCCUUUAAUGAAUGCUAUGACAAAUAUCACAAUUAAAAGGCUAACUUCUAGUACUGGCUCUUCUAUCAGGACAUUCAGUCGUUCUAAAUUCUGUUUCUUUGUUGAUUGGCUCGAGUGUUUAGAACCUAAAAUAAUCAGCUCUUUCCCAGAAUCCCAGUGCCAUUUGCUUUUCUCUUUAAUCAGCCCCCAACAAGAACCAAUAAUUGUUCCUUUUAGGCCUUAUUUAUUAGCAUUACUUAUUCACCAGUCUAGCUGGGAUAUACUUUGCUAUUACAUUCAGAUUGUCUUAAACCCAUCAAGAACAGACAUGAAAUUCGAUCCCUCAUCUGUUUUAGAUUUCUUGUAUGCUUGCAUAUACAUUCCAAAAAUAUGGCAAGGUCGUUACAAGAAGAAUAAAGGUGGGUCUGAAGAAGAUAUUUUAGCCUUGACAGAAUUACAAAUACAGUCUGUUAUUGGUUAUAUUUUAGAAGAAGCUCUGGAGAAAUCUCCAAAAGAAGAAAUUGAAAACUUGUCUGUACCUACUUUUUCAAACUGUUUUUCAUCCAUAGAAGAACGAAUGGGUUUAUUAAUGAAGUGCCUUGCACUUAAAAUAUCCUUAAUUAAUUCUUCUGUUAAUUAUUUGCUGGAAUUGAUAACAGAAGGUGGAAUAAAAGGCAAACUUGGUCACGAGUUAUUACUUCAAGCAUAUCAUCAGAUUCCAUCAAUACUCAGUCUCAUUCCUGAUACAGUGUCAUUCUUAUCAGAAAGUUCCAGUGAAAUGAAAUCACAUCACUGUAAGCUGGACAUUAUCUCUCAUACUUUGUUGCUUUCUUUGGCUAGAACUGAUGCUAGCAAGCAAUGUUUAACUAAAAUGGUUCGCAUUGAAUUCAUAUGCAAGAAAAUGGCUAGCACCCAUCCAGUUUUGCUUUUGAGACAGUUACCUAUGAUGAUUACAUUAUUGAGAGGAAGAGUCCAUCUUGAGUAUCCAUUGUUCCGCCAGCAAAAUCAUGUUGCACUUUUUAGUUGUUAUCUUAGUAUCAUUGAACUUUUGCCUCCUUUUCUCUUUAAACCAGAGUAUAUUACAAAUUUAAAUGAUAUAUUGUCACUUUAUAUGGAAGUAUUUCAAACAUAUGGUUCACAAAAAGAAAUCCUUCAUCUUUUGAAUCGCUUUUUUGGAUUUUUAAUCUUAUAUUUGUCUUCUAAACCAUCACAAGCUCGUCAAUUUAUCCAGCAGUACAUUGAUGUUCUGCAAGAUCUAGCAUCACUUCAUCCGGACUUCAUGAAUUUUCGCUCCAUUCUUACAGGGUCUUGCAUGCAUUAUUAUGGUGCUUCAGGAUCUGAAGAAAAAGUGGAGCCUUCAUUACAUGAUGUCAUUGCUGGAUUACAGUUCCAGAGUGUAUCCCAAACCCACAUCCCAGCUAUUGCUAAUCGUUUGUCACAAGGAAACUCUGAGGAAAUUUCCAUGGCUUUACAAGAACUUGAAAAUAUAUCCAUUAAAAAGCCAAUGGUUUUGGAACAUGUUGUGGACAAUUUGAAAAAUUUGAUGCAAGACAAUAACACUCAACACAGAAUGACAGCUUUUAACUUACUCAUGAGAUAUGUCAAAAAUAAUCCAAGUAAAGGAAGGUUAUUUAUCUCCACUUACCUUCAAUGUUUAGAAAGUGAUCAAGUUGAUGUUGUCUUGACAGCUCUUGAACAUUUACCCGAAUUUACUGUUUUAGUCCAAGAAUAUGCAAUAGUAUUAUUGCAAAAGACUUUUAAUGUUGGCAUGGUUAAAAAUAUUAAUACAGCUUCGCAAAUAAAAGCAACCAUGUCUUAUUUGGUAUCUCAGUCUGGAUGUUAAUGUAAAUAAAUUACCAUAGUAUGUUCAGUUACCUGAAUUAAAUAUGUCAUUAUAUA
Argiope bruennichi is the source of this 6774-nucleotide messenger RNA. It is a transcript of the gene IntS1, whose product is annotated as integrator complex subunit 1-like. The record is from RefSeq and is a predicted model, not a curated record. Lineage: Eukaryota; Metazoa; Arthropoda; Arachnida; Araneae; Araneidae. Bases 374 to 6718 code for a protein of 2114 amino acids. Gene Ontology annotation, cellular component: integrator complex. The transcript has 2 exons. Gene Ontology annotation, biological process: U2 snRNA 3'-end processing.